Messenger RNA from Dermacentor andersoni, 5495 nucleotides. RefSeq lists its product as uncharacterized. Lineage: Eukaryota; Metazoa; Arthropoda; Arachnida; Ixodida; Ixodidae. Gene Ontology annotation, cellular component: MLL3/4 complex. The record is from RefSeq and is a predicted model, not a curated record.
UGGGUCUCGCAACACUGGAGCGAUUACGCGGGAAAUGGACACCUUGCGGUAAAUAGUAAACACGUGAAGUGGACGCCGCCGUUUCUUUUAGCUAUGCAUUUUUUACCGUCGUUCUAUUAGAACAGAGAAAGCUCAGGCUUGUACCCUAGAGCCCAAAGGCGCCCGAGAUGAGCCUGCCGGACGGAUCGGAAGAUAAACCGCUCCUGUUUGAGAACGUCAAGUUCUGCCUUGCCGACGACUUGCAGGACGAUGAGGAGUUCCAGAGACUCCUUGUCAAGAAUGGUGGCACUUUGAUCAAUUACCUCUCUGACAAUGUCACCUACGUAAUCGCCGACAAUCCUGACAGCUCAACAAUAACUGAAGCCCAGGAUCUUUACGAGAAACCAGUUGUGACGAGCGCAUGGGUUCGCCUCUCACUAAAGUGUGGAAAGCUUCUUCCUUUGGAAGCGUUUUCACCACACAAGAACCAGAUUUUUUCAAAUGCGGUCGUCUGCCCUUCCCAGCUUUCAGAAGAGGAUACGAAAUCUUUAUGGGCCAUGGUGACUUUUCAUGGCGGCAAGUUCCAAAAGGUCCUGGACAAAACUUGUACACACCUUGUGGCUGCCAAAGCAGAUGGGGUCAAAUAUCAGAAGGCCAUGGCUAAUGGCUGCCUACAGCUGAAAAUUGUCACUCCCGACUGGGUUACGGACUCCCUGAAGAACAAGGCACUCUGUGAUGAGGCACGUUACCACCCUCGGCUAUUAGUGCAACCUAAGCCUCUGACGCCACCAAAGCCGCCUACCCCUCAGCCAGUGACAACAUCCCCGAUGACGAGCACUGCUGCUGCCCUAUCGCAACAACAGCAAGGGUUCAUGAGCUUCCGUGCACAGCAACAGCAGCAAUUCGGAAUGGCCCCUGUCGCACAGCAGCAGUUGUCAGUGUCGCAACAGCAGCAACAAGCUAUGACUUUGCAGCAGCAGCAAAUUCAGCAGAUUCAGCAACACUUGAUGCAACCGCCACCGCCACAUCAGCAGCAUACUCUUCAGCAACAGCUUGCGCAGCUCCAGGUUUCGCAACAGCAAAACCAACAAGUGAACCAUCAGCAAUUGCAGCAUCAGUUGCAGCAGCAGCAACAACAGCAGCAGCAGCAGUUUCAGCAGCAGCAAGCAUCUCAACAACAACAGCAAGUCCCUCAGCAGCAGCAGCAAAUGCCUCAACAACCAAUGCCUCAGCAACAGCAGCAAAUGGCGCAGCAGCAACAGAUGCCUCAGCAACAGCAAAUUCCCCAGCAGCAGCAAAUGUCUCAGCAACAGCAAAUGUCACAGCAGCAACUUCAACAGCAGCUUCAACAACAGCAGCAGCAGCAGCAGCACAUGGUUCCUACCUCUCAGUUUGCAACGCGCAUGGUCAACGUGUCAUCGUCAGGCAGUGACAUUAAGGUGUCCCUGGCAAGCAAUCAAGGAAUAAGCAUUAUGACCAUCAACAAGCAGCAGCUCUUGCUGCAACAGCAGCAGCAGCAGCAGCAACAGCAGCAGCAACAGCAGCAGCAACAACAGCAGCAGCAACAGCAGCAGCAGCAACAACAGCAGCAGCAGCAACAACAGCAGCAACAACAGCAGCAGCAGCCACCGGGCAGUGCCAUGGUACGGCCAGACGGUACCAUGGUGCGAUCGGAUGGCACGGUGGUUCGUCCUGUCACACAGAUGCAGCUCAUGCAACAGAAGCAGCAAUCGCUCCAGCAGAUGCAGCAGCAAAGGCAGCAGUUCCCACCAGGCAUGCCAGUAGUGGUGUCGCAGCAAGGCGUUGUGACACAGAGGCAGCCAUGGCCUCAGCAGGGUGGACUACAGCUGACCCCGCAGCAGAUCAUGCAGAUACGCCAGCGCCAGCUUCAGAUGCGUCACCUGACACCACAGCAGCAGCAGAUUUUGAUGCAGAACCUCCAAAGGCAGCAACAGCAGCAGCAGCGACCUCUUACCAUGCAGCAGUUCCAGCAGGCAGUGCACGCUGGUCAGCAGCCCAUGCAAAACCUCCAGCAGGCGCAGCAACAACAGCAGCAGCAAGCACAGCAACCUCCUGGGGGCGGCCAGCCGGGUGUCCCUCAGCUGCUGAGGCAUCCGCAGCAGCAGGUGCUCAUUCAGCAGAUGCAGCAGCGUCAGGGCAUGCCUCCCCGAAUGCCUGCUCAGCAAUUCCAGCAGACUGUCCAGGGCCAAGUGGCUGGGCAGCAACAGCCGCAGCAGGCACCACCACAGAAUUCUCCAAAUGCCGGUCAGCAGCCGCCACAGCCGCAGCAGAUGCUGGCGGGUGCGCAGGGUAUGGCGCCGGGACAGUCAUCACCGCAGGCCAUCAUGAAACCACCACCCCAGUACCCAUACACAGCCGAAAGACCGCUGGUCCGCCCACCGUACCCGCCACAGCAACAGCCACAGCAGCAGCAAUCCAGUUCAGUGGGCCAGCAGCAGGCCGCCGGACCACAGCAGUUGCAGUGGGCCAACUUCCAGCAACAGCAGCAGAGGAAGACUCCCGACGGUGGUGUCCCAGCGCCCUUGCCGCAGCCGCAGCAAGCAGUCCAGUGGCGACCCGCUGCUGUGCCUGCAGGCAGUGACGAGCUCAAGGCUAAGGUGCCGCAGGGGCUACCCGGGCAGCCUCCAGUACGUCCCGAGGGCGGCUUGCAUCCUCAGCAGCAGGCAGCGCUCUGGCAACAGCAGCAGGCACAGCAGCUGCAGCUUCACAAGGCACAACUUCAACAGCAGCAGCAACAGCAGCAGCCUGUGCCUACGGGGGGAGGAGAACCAGCGCCUUCGAGCAGUGCUGGAAGCCAGAGUGUGCCCACUCCUCAGCAGUUACAGCAGCAGUUGCAGUGGCAGCAGAUGCGUCAGGCUGAACUUCAGCGCAGGCAACAGCUCCUCCAGGAGCGGCAGUUGCUUCAGCAGCAACAGCAGCAGCAGGCUCAGCAGCAAGGGCCUCAGCAACAGCAGCAACCGCAACAACAACCUUACAUGGUUCAGCGGCCGCCACCACCGCAGUAUCCUGGCGUUGGCAUGCCAGGACCUCGAGAUCAACUUGCAGCAGUGGGCGUUGCAAGGCCACCGCAGGCGGCACCUGGAAUGGUGCAGUUCCAGCAGCAACAGCAACAGCCGCUAGUCCAGCAACAGGUGCCUUUUGUGGGUGGUCCACAGCCCCCAGUGGGGUCUGCCGCAAACACAGCAGCAGCGGCUGCAGUAGCCGCGGCCACACUACAACAGCAGCAGCAACAGCAGGCUGCUGCAGCAGCAGCAGCAGCCGCAGCAGCAGCAGCAGGUCCCAACCCAGCACAAGUCACACCCAAGACCAAGACUGCACUGGCCAACCUGCUUAACACACGUCUCCAAGGUGUCGCCAGAGGGCCCGGAGACUUGGCUGCUGACGCCCUGGGUCACGGCGUCGUGCGGCUUCCCACCCCAGGCAACGAGGAACAGCAGCAGGCCCAGCACAUUAGGGAGGGUCCCAUGAUGAACCCGGCCUACCGGUCAGUUCGUGCGCCCGUCCCUCCACCAGCUCAGCACUUGGCCAAUGAUGCAAGAAACUUUGGCACUGAAGUCCCUGUGAAUGCCAAUGCCCCGGUUGAAGUUCACUUUUAUGGACAUGAUCCAAGAACACAAGUGCCUACGGAGAUGUGCUUAGUGGGUUGUGUAUUCUGCAUCGUGGACUACGAUCGCCUCUAUGAAUCCUCCGAGAUAUUGAAGUGGAAAAAGGUCAUAAUGCAGCGAGGGGGGGAAGUGGAGGAGAUGUACACUCCCCGUUGCACUCAUGUCAUCUGCGAGACACAACGCAGCGCUGUUGUCCAGCAGGCAUUGCGUGAAAGCAAACGGUGCGUCACAGUAUUUUGGCUCAAUGACGUGCUGCUGCGAAAGAAGUUGCAAGCUCCCUGGCAUGCCCUGCACUUUCCAUCACCGUACCUGGAGAACAAGCCUUGCAAGAACCAGAUUAUCUGCACCACUGGCUUUGACUCCGAAGAACGAGCGCUGCUAAAACAGAUGGUCCUGACAACCGGUGCCAAAUAUACCACCUACCUGACGCGUCUGAACUCUCUGCUCAUCACCAAAAAGAAGGAGGGCCUGAAGUACCAGAAGGCCCAGGAGUGGGGCAUCAGCAUUGUGAACACGCAGUGGCUGCAGGAUGUGAUGCUGGGCCACUACGAGGCCCUGCGACUGCCCACGGCCCCCAAGUACCAGCAGUUCGAGGACGUCCGACUAGACUACGGGCUCGUGCCGCACCUCAUGGCGGCGUGGAGGAUACCCAUUAAGCUCACAGAAGAGGUCUGGAAGCGGUUCACAGCUUCAGAAGCCUUCAAGGAAGCCCAGAAGCGGAAGCAAGAGAGCCCAGUGAAGUCCGAAGCAACGACUCCAAAACAGCAAAGGCCAACACCUGAAGAAGAGGAGAACAUACCGGUGUCAGUGACCACAACUCUUCCGGAGGACAAAGUCCCGCAAGUUCUCCUCACAGGCUUGAAGGACGUGGAAGAACUGAAAAAGGGUGUUCUUCAGCUUGGCGGUGCACUGGCCAAGUCACCCAAGGAUUGCACACACUUGGUGACAAACAAGAUCCAGCGAACGGUGAAGCUGCUCUCAGCCUUUGGGUCAGCUAAGUUUGUUGUCACGCCACGCUGGAUCCAGGACAGCAUUGCUAACAAUGCAUUUGUAGAAGAGCGACCGUACCAGGUUGAUGACCCAGAUGCAGAAAAGACGUUUGGUUUUAGCCUUGAUCAAGUUCUACAGAGAACAGACCGGACACCACUGUUCAAGGGCAUGAUCUUCUUCAUCACGCCUGGCGUCUACCCAUCACCCCCAAUCUUGAAGGAUGUUGUCGAGUGUUCAGGCGGAAUGGUGUACCUGAAGAAGAGGCCUUCUCUCAAGCAAGUCACAUCGGUCACACAGGGGGGAACCAAGUUCAUAGUCAUAUCCUGUGACAACGACCUGCAUCUCUGCCGGGAUUACAUGUCAAAGAACAUUAACAUCUACUCAGCCGAAUUCAUCCUCACAGGAGUAUUGCGUCAAUGCAUUGACUCUGAUGCCUUUCUUCUUUCAUGACAGUCGGAGGACAUAUGUUUGAGCAAUUUAGGCACAGAAUGCACAGAUGUGCCACACAAGCCAUCGACCAAACCUUUGCAAGAACUGCCCGAUUCAUGCAAUGUUCAAAUUUAAUAUGUGCGAAGAAGUACCGCUCUAUGCAAUGUUUUUAGAGUCACACGUUUGCAGUGUUAUGUGUAUGUGAUUGUUUCUCAUAAGGUUACUUUUCAUUUGUAAAUUGUGUUCAUAGAAGCAGCAUAUGCAAAUGAUCUGUUUUUGUGCCGGUUACACGUCAUUCUGUAAGUUAGGUGUUGUGCAGUGGUACGUAUGCCAGCUGUCUAGUCAGUAUCAUGAAGUUGUCUCUCAUUUUGUUUCGUUUUUUUUUUUUCUUUGUAUGUGUGUCUGUUGUUGCCACCUGUUGUUCAGCGUGAACAUUUUGCGUAUUAAAUGCAGUUUUUGGUUUUCACAAAA